AGUCAUUGAUCAGUCUGAUGGAUGUGGUGGAAAAUUUGCAUGUGUGAUAGUUUCGGAAAAAUUUAAAGGAAAACCUUUAUUAGCGAGGCACAGGUUAGUUAACUCGACAUUGGAAGAAGAAUUGAAGACUAUUCACGCUUUUUCUCAGAAAACUUAUACUCCAGAACAGUGGGAGGAACAGAAAAAAUAAAAUGAUUAACUAUUAUCCUUUCGAUACCUCCAGUGUUACCACAGGUUCAACUUUUAAAAUUUCAGCUCCUGGUAAAGUAAUUUUGAACGGGGAACAUUCAGUUGUUUAUGGGAAAUUAGCUAUAGCAGCGAGUAUUGAUUUAAGAACAACUUUUGAAGUAACAGAAAUUAAUAUACCGGAUGUUUUAAUAAUACAGUGCCGUACUUUGAAAUUCGUUUAUAAAUACAAUUUAAUGGAUAUUGAAAAUUUUCUUUUAAACGUUCCCCUUCCUUUAUUAAGGGAUGAUAAGGAUUAUAAUUUGGAAUAUCCUCAAUAUUUAGAUCAUGAUAAUUUAUUAAAUCGAGUUGAUAAAUUUUUAAAACGAUUCCAUCAGAUAGAUUUGAUCGAAAAUCAUUUAGUGUCACUUAAAUCAAUUUUUUAUCUUCUUACUGGGAUUAUCGGAACGACGGAUUUACAUUUAACGCCUCUUUUAAUGGAUUGUAGUACAGAUUUAAAUACAGGGGCCGGUUUGGGUAGUUCGGCCUCUUUUGCCGUAGCAGCAGCCGCUAGUUUGAUUCAUUACGUAAAAUCGAAAUCAUCGAAUUUAUCGAAAUCUCGUUACAAAACAUCCGAAUGGGAUUUCGAUUUAACGGGAUUUUCCGAUAGGGAAUUGAGUUUUAUAUGUCGUUGGGGGUUUUCGGUGGAAAAAAUAAUACACGGUACCCCUUCAGGUUUGGAUAAUACGAUUUGUACGUACGGGGCCGUGGUGGAAUAUAGGAAAGGUGCGAGUCCGAUUAAGGUGAAAAUGCACCGGGCGCUUAAUCUUUUGCUCAUAAAUUCGAAUGUACCGAGAGAAACGAAACGGCUCGUUAUGAAAGUAGGUGAACGGCGUAAACGAUUUCCUCUAAUAUUGGAUCAUAUUUUGGACGCAAUGGAUGCAGUAUCGAAAACUGUGCUGGAGAAAAUGGAGCAAUUGUCUACUUUGACGUCUUUGGAUGAUGCAAUGGACGUUUACAACGAUUUAGCCGAUAUCUGGUCCAUGAAUCAAAGUCUUCUCGACGCCAUAGGCGUCGGUCACAAAAAAUUAACCAAAAUAAUUCAAAUUUUAUCAAAUUAUAAUCUCAGCGCUAAAUUAACUGGAGCCGGUGGAGGUGGUUACGCUAUUUGUUUAAUUCCUCCAAAAUUCGAUUCGGAUAUGCUGAAAAAAGCAGUGGCGGAACUGGGAACCCAAGGUUUCGACGUAAUCAACACCAACUUCGGGGUAGAAGGGGUGCGAUUGGAUAAGAAAAUUUGAAACGUGUUUAUCUGGGUUUAAUUCAUAUUUUGUAUUACUUCAAAUGUUUUUUUUAAUAAAAUGUUUUUCUUCAA
This is a messenger RNA of Diorhabda sublineata, 1537 nucleotides long. Its product is annotated as mevalonate kinase. The transcript is spliced from 6 exons. Lineage: Eukaryota; Metazoa; Arthropoda; Insecta; Coleoptera; Chrysomelidae. Bases 192 to 1463 code for a protein of 423 amino acids. Gene Ontology annotation, biological process: cholesterol biosynthetic process; isoprenoid biosynthetic process. Gene Ontology annotation, cellular component: cytoplasm. Gene Ontology annotation, molecular function: mevalonate kinase activity; ATP binding. The record is from RefSeq and is a predicted model, not a curated record.